This is a messenger RNA of Psylliodes chrysocephalus, 3253 nucleotides long. NCBI's taxonomy places the organism in Eukaryota, Metazoa, Arthropoda, Insecta, Coleoptera, Chrysomelidae. The record is from the annotation of a GenBank genome assembly.
UCUCAUGUAUUCCGUUUUUUUUUUUUUUUUUUAUUAAAAUUGUAGAUUUUUUAAUUUUGAAUUUUCUUCUGAUUAAAUGCAUGCUGCGCCCUGGUGCCCAAUAGCACAAUCAGAUACAAACACGUAAUCUUUUUUAUGUGCUACUCGUUGAUUGGCUGACAAAAUAAUAUAAAAAUCACUUUCAAUAAAUAUGUUGAGGUUAUGUCUUUCAAUGACUGAAAAAAUAUGUAUUUAAUUUUAAUAAAAGUAACGAGACAGAGACGAAUUAAAUUCGCUGGGGAAGUUUUAACAUGAAGAAAGACACUGCGUCUAUAAUACUUAAUUUUAUUUUAACCAUUCUAUUAAUAUAUGUAACUCCCUGUAGUAACACGGAUGAUGAACAAAACGUUUCUAUCUUAUCAAAUAGUUCAAUUAAGAAUAUUUCUGAUGUACGAACUGAAUUGAUUGAUGAGAAAGUACCUAUUACAGAUCCUAUUAUAGAACCUAGUUUAGAAGAAAAUGUUAAUGUUGCCAUAGAUUCUGAUAAUGUUGGGGUGGUCAAGAACCCCGAUACUGAAACUGAGAAGUCUGAAUUACCAAAUAGUGUAUCUAUCAAUGAUGCCCCAGUCUUGUUUACAACAGAAAGCUCCCCUGUAGAUCUAGACCACCUUUCUGACAUCUCCUUAGUGAUAACUAGUCAAAAGGAGGAGAUUCCCACUCAGAAAGUUCCUGAGACAUCUCAAAAAGUUCCUGAACCCAACGUGAACAUUCCUUUGAACAUCACUGCUAAUGUAUCAGAUAGUGAUGACAGGAAAGUUGCUGAGGAAGGUGCAGUGAAGGUGGAGGAAGUUGCUCAGAAAAAUGAUAGUGAGAGUAAGACUGAAGACAUUCCUUCGUUUUCUGAAUGGGCUCAAAAGAGACUGGAGGAGGUUGAGAAGAAUGAGCAGAUCAAUUCCUCUGUUAAAGGACAGGCGGAGAGAUCUAAUGGCAAAACUCAAAACGCCAAGCUCAGAUGGAAGAACUACGCUUCGUUGGAUUGCGGUUCCAAAGUGGUGGCCGCUAAUCCAGAGGCAGUCAGUCCGAGCGCCAUCUUGUCGCCGUCUAGCGACGAAUACAAGUUAAACCCUUGCACGGCUCGGAUAUGGUUCGUGGUGGAACUUUGCGAAGCCAUACAGGCCAAGAAAAUCGAUUUGGCCAAUUACGAGUUGUUUUCCUCGUCGCCAAAAGAGUUCACGGUGUCCGUCAGCGAGAGAUUUCCUACUCGGGACUGGGCGUUAAUAGGAAAAUUUACAGCUGACGAUGAGAGAGAUAUCCAAAGUUUCGAUUUGGAUACAGAAUUAUUUGGAAAAUAUAUUAAAGUCGAAGUGAAAUCUCAUUACGGAUCUGAACAUUAUUGCCCUAUUUCCUUGUUUAGGGCCUACGGAGCUUCGGUUUUUGAAGUUCUUCAAAAAGAAGACGCCGCCAACGUGAACCGACCGGACGACGAUGAUGACGACGAUGACGAUUACGAGCAGGAUACGGACGGACAAGAAAAUACGGACAAGAAAAACAUUUUCAGUUCAGCUACGGACGCUGUAAUGUCGGUCGUGAAACGUGCCGCGCAGAUUCUCGGCACCAAAUCCAACGAGGCCGCUCAAAAUACGAAAAAUUCGACGGUCAGCACGUUGAUCAGUACCUGCAGCUCGCCCAGGCAUCUCGUCAGUUGCGACAAAUGCAGCGAAACCCUAUUUGGACAGAUCUACGGCCUACUCAGCUGCAAUGCCGAAGAAAUCAAACGUCUCGUCAGCAUCCCGACCAUCUUCAGAACGUUAAAAUCGUCGUCGAUAUGCGAAAAAUAUGGUUACCGGUUCCGUAACGCGUCCAAACGGACGUCGCUGAUCAGCAACAUCGGCGCAUUCUUUCCCGAAAAGUACGUGGGCGCCAUGUGCAACGAAGUCGCCAUUCUAGAAAACAACGGCGUCGUCAACGUCAGCCAACACUUCAGCAACAUCACCAAGAAUUUGUCCAACGAAAAAAUCGUUCGUAUGGACGUCGACGAUGCGAAAGAUCAACCUCAAGCGAUUGGGGUAACGACACCUAGCGUCAUUACCCAGAACCAGACGGAUUCGAACGUUUCCACGCAAGAAAUAGCGCAGAUUAAGCCGACGAAAACUUUGACGGUCAACGCGAACUUUACGCAGACGAACACGGAAGGGGUAACGACGGAGAAAGUCGUUCCGGUGGAAAUUUCGACGGAAGCGCCCGAGACAGGGACUAUUUUGACCGAAGCGAGUACCGAAGGGACUUUUAGCAGUGAAGGGGAUGUUUCUACUGAGGGAACGGACGUUUUGGACGAUCAGUUGAACCAUAUUAUGGUGGAUUUGAACGCCGCCGACGGACAGAAUCCGGUGAUUACUUCGACCGCCGCCAGCGGUCCUCAAGCUGCCAAAGAAUCUAUCUUUCUGAGAUUAUUUAACCGUAUAAAGUCGCUAGAAAGGAACAUGUCGAUCUCCAGCCAGUACUUAGAAGAACUCAGCAAACGCUACAAAAAACAAGUCGAAGAAAUGCGCGAAGAGACGCUAAAGCGCGACGAACUCAACAAGCAACUCGAAGAACGACUCGACAAACUCACCACCACCAUCGAAACCAUGGCGGCCGAACGUCGCACCUUCCUCUCCGUCGUCUAUUGUCUUCUUUUCUUCGGCUUCUGCAGCGCGGGCGUGUACUUUUUUUGCGGGCGAUGCGCGGAUCGCGCGCGGCGUCGCUCGCAAGUGUCUGCGAUUGCUCGUCGCAAGUCUUUGGACGAACUGAAGCCGAAGAAGACGGAGCGCAAGCGCCGGCCGAGCGAUCAGGCUAUGCGGAUCGCGUGGCGCGAUUCCGAAGAUGUGCAGGCGCAUAAGAGACGAAAGCGCAAACGACCGGUGCAUAACAGAUCGAUCUCGUUAGGGAAUAUCAAAAUCGACAAGGAGCGGUGGCCGAGUGAGCGACAAACUGUCGUAGAGGAAGCGACAGUGGUGUUAGAUGAGAGCGACAACUCCAUAUUGGAUGGGUGUCGUUUGUCGAACGAGGUGAACGGCGACGAUGAGGUCAAGUCAAAGUCUAGUCAAGAUCGGGAUGAGGGGGAGGUAGGAUUGAUUGAGAACGUAACGGCGUUGAGUGCUGUGGACGGAGUGGUGGUCAAGAAGGAGAAAAAGGGGUUUAAGCGGCUGUUGAAGAAAGUUUUUUGAAUGUGUUCGUUUCUGCGAUUUUUACUUAUUAUUGUGUAAUUUAUUUCAAUAUAUUGAAUUUUAUUUUU